Tetrahymena thermophila SB210 is the source of this 495-nucleotide messenger RNA. RefSeq lists its product as hypothetical. The transcript has a single exon. NCBI's taxonomy places the organism in Eukaryota, Ciliophora, Oligohymenophorea, Hymenostomatida, Tetrahymenidae. The record is from RefSeq and is a predicted model, not a curated record.
AUGCUGCUGCUGAAAUUCCUCCAUUAUAAGUGUUAAUCUCAAUAACAGGUUAACUUUUUUAUAAAUUCCAAGCUUUUAUUGUGCCAUCCCAGCCUGUAGAAAUUAACUAAACUUGCUCAAUAUUUUCCAUAGAGCUAGGAUUUUAAAUUGAACUAUUUGGCAGUUUUAAUGCUUCUUGUUGAUGUUAAGACACUGAAAUUACUGAAGAAAUUGGAUUUAAAUGAGCAAAUAUUGACUAUUCUAAUUAAAUUUAAGUAAUUGUGUCUUCGUAAAUAGAGUUAAAGUUCACUUUUGGUGGUUGUAAUUCGUAAUCCAAAGACAAAUUAUCCAUUUUGGCAGGAAAAGCAUUUAAAGAAAGCUUAUUAAAUAUUUAUUGCAAAUCUAUUUGUAUGUUUUCAAAGUUAUUGCGAAUAGAAUCAGUAUUUAUAAGAUUUAAUUGUUACUUUUCUUAAAGAUCCUCACAAAUUUUUUCUAAAUGUGGAAUUUUAUGAAUGA